Messenger RNA from Stomoxys calcitrans (stable fly), 1831 nucleotides. RefSeq names its product juvenile hormone esterase. Bases 125 to 1792 code for a protein of 555 amino acids. NCBI's taxonomy places the organism in Eukaryota, Metazoa, Arthropoda, Insecta, Diptera, Muscidae. The transcript has 5 exons. The record is from RefSeq and is a predicted model, not a curated record.
CCAGUCUAUAAAUUGAGCUCAAACUGCUAAAAUCGCUUUCAAUUAGUUCGGAGUCGGUGUAGUCUAAGCAACACACGGGUGUUGAUAAUUUUUUUGUUGUUACUUUUUCUUCCGUUGAAUUGCAAUGUUAGUCAUCUCAUUUGUUUUUGGCAUUUUGUUGAUAACAUUUUGCAAUGGCACAGAGACAACCAUCAAUGUGGACACAUCUUUGGGAGCAAUAAAGGGCCUUCAGAUGGAGACACGUUUUGGCCAUAAAUUCUGGUCAUUUCGAGGCAUACGCUAUGCAGAGGCACCAGUGGGUGAGCUACGCUUUCAAAGUCCUCAACCCAUAAGUGCCUGGAGACCCUCAAUCUAUGAUGCUACACUAGAUGGUCCUUUAUGUCCUCAGGAAAUCGAAAAUCGUUCAUGGAUCUCAGAAGAUUGUUUGCGUUUAAAUGUCUAUACCAAGUCUUUAAAUGUGACAUCGGGACUAAAGCCAGUCAUAGUCUAUUUUCAUCCUGGUGGUUUUUAUGCUGGCACUGGUAUGAAUCGCUAUUUCGGUGCCGAACAUUUUAUGGAACGUGAUAUUGUCUUGGUGACCCUAAACUAUCGUUUGGCUACGCUGGGAUUCUUGGCUACUGGUACCAAGGAGGCAGUUGGCAAUAUGGGCCUGAAAGAUCAAGUGACCGCCUUGCGCUGGAUACAAACACACAUAGAAAAAUUCGGAGGCGACCCCAAGUCGGUUACCUUAAUGGGCUAUAGUGCUGGAAGUUUUAGUAUUGGCUUACAUAUGAUUUCCCCCAUGUCUAGGGGUUUAUUUCAUAAAGCCAUUAUGCAAAGUGCUUCACCGUUGGCACAAUUUCGUUAUGAGCAUCAUCAAAAGCAGCUGGCGGAAAAACAAGCCAAGUUAUUGAAGUGUCCUUUGGGCCCAGUGCAAGAUAUGAUCAAGUGUUUGAAAAAUAAAUCUAUGGAAGAUUUUGUAAACACCACGCAGGACAUGUUUUACUUCAACUGGAAUCCUGUCUACAAUUGGCUGCCAGUGGUAGAGCCUGACUUUGGCCAAGAACGUUUUCUGAUCGAAGAUCCCUACAAGACAAUGAUGAGUGGAAAUAUUUACAAGGUGCCCAUAAUAAUGGGAGUAACCCAAUAUGAAUUCCAUUAUUUGGCCUAUUAUACCCUUCGUAAUGAAACUACUCGAGCCCUGUUUAGUCAACAGUUUGAUAAGAAUACUCCCCAUUACUUCCUUUAUGAAGCGGAUACUCCCAAGUCACUGAGCAUAAGCAAAGCCCUGCGUGACUUCUAUUUUAAAAACAACUCCAUUGCAUAUCCACAAUCGGUGGAACCAUUUGGUGAAUUAUAUAGCGAUGGCUUGAUCAUUUUCGCCUAUCACCGUUUCCUGCAAAUGGUCUCAAAGCAUACCUCGGUCUAUACCUAUCUAUUCACCUACAAGGGGCGUUAUAGUCAUUUUAAAAAUCCCGAUACCAAUCAAACUUUGGGUGCCAUGCAUCAUGAUGAGCUUUUAUAUUUGUUCUAUGUACCUCUAAUGACUCCCAUGUUUGGUAAGACUGAUCCCGAAAAUGCCACCAUUGAGAGAUUAACCCGCAUGUGGUAUGAGUUUGCCCAAAAAAGCAAUCCCAAUAAUCCUUCGGACGAAUAUCUUUCCAAAUUAAAUUGGCCUUUGUAUGAUGAGAAGACGAAAACGUAUUUGGAAAUCGGUAAUGAUAUGAAUGUCAAAAGCGAUGGUAUCUAUCCGGAACGUAUGCAGUUGUGGGAUCGAAUAUUCCCCUCCAAUGAUGUUAUGGGCAAAUGUUGAUUUGAUUUUUUAAACCCAAAAUAUAAUUCUUAUUACCUA